Salvia splendens (bonfire salvia) is the source of this 1413-nucleotide messenger RNA. Its product is annotated as protein FAR1-RELATED SEQUENCE 5-like. The record is from RefSeq and is a predicted model, not a curated record. NCBI's taxonomy places the organism in Eukaryota, Viridiplantae, Streptophyta, Magnoliopsida, Lamiales, Lamiaceae. The transcript is spliced from 3 exons. Bases 1 to 1413 code for a protein of 470 amino acids.
AUGAGGAAGGUUGAUGAUGUCACGUCCUGGUAUCAAGUUGUAUGCAAUAGGGAAGGAAAGAAGAAGGGUGACGAAGAUGACCAGUUGAAUGCCCGGUCUGGUUUCACUAUUAAGCGUAGGAAUUUAUCUAAACGGUGUGGUUGUACGGCUAGUAUAUCCUUCAGGUUUUUCGCGGAAGAUUGCUUGUCAGGUUAUGUAAUUCAGGAGUUCAACGAGAUUCAUAACCAUCACAUGGUUGAGACGGAAUAUCAGCAAUUCAUGUCAAGUAAUCGCAAGUUGGAUGAUGUACAUCAUAAAUUCAUCCUCGACUGUUCCAAGGCUAAUUUAGGACCCACGCUUACAUUUAAGGUAUUGAAGGAAAUUCUUGGCGGGUUUGACCUAGUUGGCUGCACUGUUGGGGAUAUCAGGAAUGCCUCACGGGACAUCAAAGCAUAUGCACACGGAUUUGAUGUACAAAUGGUGUUGGAUGAUAUGGCUAAGAAGAAGGAGAUGUCCGAGGCGUUUACCUAUCACUACGAAGUUAACGAAUCCGAACAGUUGGUUGCUCUCUUUUGGUGCAACAGUUUGAUGAAGAGGAAUUACCACAUGUUUGGUGAUAUUGUGUCCUUCGACUCCACGUACUGUAUGAUCUUCACUCCUUUCACUGGAAAGGAUAAUCAUGGUUGUCCUGUGACAUUUGGGGCCGGGUUGGUGUGCAGCGAGAAAACAGGAUCAUUUGCUUGGUUGUUCAGACAUUUCGUAGAUAGUAUGGGUGUAGCACCCCGGAUGAUUGUUACCGAUCAAGAUUUAGGUAUGAGAUCAGCGAUUGAAGAGGCCCUAGUCGGCACACGUCACCGUUGGUGUAUGUGGCAUAUAAUGCAUAAGUUGGCUGUCAAGGAAAUAUUGGAUACGGCGUACUUCUGGGAUUUUCCUAUGGGAUCGAUGAUUAAGACAACGUCCAUAUCGGAAUCAGAGAACAGUUUCUACAAAAAUUUCCUUAAGCCCCGAGCUAACAUAGCUGAUAUCUACUUGAAUUUCAACCACGCCAUAGAAUUCCAGCGGAACAAUAGAACAGCGUUGGACUACCACGAUGCCACUGACAUACCCAUACUAGCAACUACUCCGCCGUUCGAGAAACAUGCUUCCACGUUGUAUACCGACAGCAUGUUCAAGAAAAUACAAGAAGAAAUUGUAGAGGGUAAUGACAUAUGUCGUGUGCUGGGUUUUAUAUCCGGAGAAACGGUUGACACAUACAAGCUUAGGGAUAGCAAGCGCAAUGCAUAUUUUGUCCGUCAUGACAAGACUGAUGAUACUUACUCCUGCGAAUACAAACUAUUUGGUCGGCAUGGUUAUUUGUGCAGCCAUAUAUUUUUCUUGUUUCAGAACAAUGAGGUGAAAAAAUCCCGGAUAAAUACUGUGAAAGCCGAUGGAUGA